AUGCUGGGCAUCCAAGAAAGCAAGCUCCGCCCCAACCCCACUGUCUUCCACGGCAUUGUGUCGGGACACUCCUUCCAGCCGAUUGGCCGGAUCAAGCUGGACGUCAUGUUUGGCAAGCCGGACCACUUCCGCACCGAGGCGAUCGAGUUCGAGGUUGUGGACUUGGUCAGUCCCUACCACGCGCUCCUGGGCAGGCCGAUCUCCAAGAUGGCUCAGACGCUGGUCACCGCUGCCGAGAAGCAGCAGAUCCAAGACGCGGUGGCCAUGGCCAAAGCCGCGCAAACCGGCAUGCCGUCUGUAGUUAACCCGGCUGGGACGACUCACUUCCAGCCGGCCAACGACACCAAGAAGAUCUUGUUGGACCCAUCGCAGCCGGACAGGUCCUUCUCUAUGCAGGACCUCGCCAGCUUCAGGGGCUAA
Messenger RNA from Lolium perenne, 420 nucleotides. The record is from RefSeq and is a predicted model, not a curated record. Lineage: Eukaryota; Viridiplantae; Streptophyta; Magnoliopsida; Poales; Poaceae.